GCGCCGGCCGUCGAAGAGCGACGGCAAUGGAGGUGGUACUCUUGGGCAGCGAAGGCCUGCCCCCGGGGGCGCUGCUGUCGCUGAAGUGGGGUGACAUGAAGCGGCAAGCACCAGUCUCGCAGACGGGGCAGCAGUUCCGCUUCAACGACUCGGCCACGCACCCCAUGCAAAUGAAGGUGGAGGUGCUCACCCCCAUGGUGCCCGCCCAGAUGGUGCAGAUCGAUCCAGCGCAGGAGAUGUUCGAGGUGGCCUUCGACCCCAAGAUGAAGGUGCGGCUCUCCCAGCGGCCCGUGGCGGAGCUCCAGCGCGCGCCGGUGGAUAUCAAAGGCGCCGCAGAUGGCAAGGGUUUGCCC
Messenger RNA from Effrenium voratum, 353 nucleotides. The record is from the annotation of a GenBank genome assembly. NCBI's taxonomy places the organism in Eukaryota, Dinophyceae, Suessiales, Symbiodiniaceae.